AUGAAGAAGUACGAGGUGGAUCAACGUACAGCUCAGCGAAUGAAUCGACAGCCAAACCGCUACCCAGAUCGACGUACUUUGCUCCAACCUUCACACGAAAGCCUUGACAUGCCGGAUGUGGAGAUGGAGUCGGUGGGGUCGGACAUUUACCAACAUAUCCAUGAGGCGGCGGAAUACGACCCGGAUGAUCUAUGGAUGCCCGAACCACGGCGCCCUCAAGUAGCCGCGACCGGGAAGGAUCGGGAAGAAGACAAAGCACGGACCUGGAUCGGCAAAGUGAAAUCAGCGUUUAUCCGGGACCAAGCACCGGACGAGGAGAGAUGUCUGGUCUUCGGUGAUCUCAUGGUGGGCCCAGCCCGCUACUGGUAUCGACAGCUGAGUAGAUCGACGAGAUUCAAUUGGAAAGAAUUGGUGAACAGUUUUCUUGUGGAGUAUGCAGGACACGGGAUGUCCGCGAGCAGGCAGUACUACCAUGCAAAGAAACGAUCGGAGGAAGAUCCUUUACAGUACCUGUAUCGGCUUAAUGUGAUGGGAAUGCAGGCGAAGAUACCGGUGAUGACUGGAUUGCCAGCUGCACGCAAGGAACAUGUCAAUCAUUUCAUUGACACCUUGGACGACCCCGAUCUGUCCAAUCAAUUGCUACUGCUGAAUGUAGAAGACGCGGAGGCCAUGCAAAAGACACUGCACGGAUAUCAACAAGGGAGAUCGCGUCAAGGGAAAGUGGUGAUGGGAUCGUCCAAAUUCAGGCAGAAGGGAGCUCAGGGUCCAGCGCUGUCUAAGCCUGCACGAGCGGUAAGAAUGGUCCGUACCGAGGACGUCUGCAGCGAGUCAGGAUCGGACACCUGCGGAUCGGAUUUGGAAGAUCGAUUGAGAUCGAUCCAUGUGGCUGCUACCGCGGAUCGCCGUUCAUCCCCCAAUGAAGUUGCAGCAAACGCGAGAUCGGUCGACCCGAACACUCGUCAAGACUAUCAAGAUCGCAAUAUGCCAUUGAAGCCGUGUACUCAUUGCGGAUCGACCAAGCAUGGAGAUCUCGGUUGCUGGAAGCGGCUCACUUGCCAGAAGUGUGGGCGUAAAGGACACCCCUCUGACAAUUGA
Molecule: messenger RNA, 1095 nt
Organism: Peronospora matthiolae
Lineage: Eukaryota; Oomycota; Peronosporomycetes; Peronosporales; Peronosporaceae
Source: the annotation of a GenBank genome assembly